This is a messenger RNA of Triplophysa rosa, 8229 nucleotides long. RefSeq names its product SH3 and multiple ankyrin repeat domains 2b (gene shank2b). The transcript is spliced from 22 exons. Gene Ontology annotation, molecular function: synaptic receptor adaptor activity; ionotropic glutamate receptor binding. Bases 244 to 5634 code for a protein of 1796 amino acids. The record is from RefSeq and is a predicted model, not a curated record. Gene Ontology annotation, cellular component: dendritic spine; postsynaptic density; postsynaptic membrane. NCBI's taxonomy places the organism in Eukaryota, Metazoa, Chordata, Actinopteri, Cypriniformes, Nemacheilidae.
GGUCAGAGCCCCUGAUUCCAGCGCAAAUAUUUCCCGCCUCCUCCGGCGUGUGCUGCGCGCGCGGGUCGACGUUGCGCAUUUAACGCUUUCCACAUAUGCGGAAUACUCAGUCUCCCUAAAAGAAGUAGGGGUCACCUCCUGAGUUUGGACUACUCGAGCCAUUCUGAGGAGAUUAUAUUCCUUUGGAGAAAGGAUACAAGAGCCAAAGAGGGGAAAGUGCGCUGGCUGCUAUAAGUGUUGAUCAUGCCGCGGAGCCCCAUGUCCAGCGAGGAGGAAAUGGCUCAGAGUUUCUCUGACUCGGCGAGUUCAGAUUCCGACAGCUCCAGAGACGAGUCUCCCAGGCUGGAUCGACCUACCGGUGGCCGACUGGACAACAACCUGAGAGACACGCUGCUGAUCUGUGUUGUCAUCCCUGACCUGCAACAGUCUAAAUCCAUGAGGUUCAAUUCUGAUGCCACAGUAUGGGUUGCCAAGCAACAGAUCCUGUGUACGCUCACACAGAGUCUGAGGGAUGUGCUGAACUAUGGGCUGUUCCAGCCUGCGGUGGAUGGGAGAGAGAGCGGUUUCCUGGAGGAGGAAAGACCCCUGAGAGAUUAUCCGCUGCCCACCAACAAGGGCGUUCCUACCCUUGAGUUCCGUUAUAAGAGCAGAGUGUACCAGCAGCCAAACGUCAACGAAAAGCAGAUCGAGAAACUCCACACGCAGGUCAACCUGAGAAAAUUUAUGGAAUACAUCCAACAUCAUCAGGUGGACAAAGUCACCAAGCUGUUGGAGAGAGGGUUGGACCCCAACUAUCAGGACUCGGAAACUGGUGAGACGCCGCUAACUCUCGCGGCCCACCUGGACAAUAUGGUCGAGGUUAUAAUGACGCUGAAAAAUGGCGGAGCCCAUUUAGAUUUCCGUUCUCGGGAUGGAAUGACUGCCCUCCAUAAAGCUGCCAGGGCUAAGAAUCAGAUCGCUCUUAAGGCGAUGCUGGAUUUGGGUGCGUCUCCGGACUACAAAGACAGUCAGGGUUUGACUCCUCUCUACCAUACGGUAACCGUUGGGGGAGACCCCAGCUGCUGCGAGGUACUCCUGCGUGCCCACGCGAGCGUCGGAUGCCACGAUGAAAACGUCUGGCACGAAAUCCACCAGGCUUGCCGAUACGGCCACGUUCAACACCUGGAGCAUCUCUUGUUUUACGGCGCAGACAUGCGAGUUGAAAAUGCAUCUGGUAAUACGGCGCUUCAUAUCUGCGCCCUGUACAAACAGGAGAAGUGUGCCAAGGUUCUUCUGGUCCGCGGAGCCAGCAAAGACGUCAAGAACCAGCGUGGACAAACGCCCUUUCAGGUGGCCAUUAUUGCUGGAAAUUUUGAGCUUGCAGAAAUCAUAAAGAAUCACAAAGACACGGAUAUUGUGCCUUUUCGGGAGGCACCGGCAGGCACUGGUCGCAGCAGGCAGCUGCAGCAGACUCCCCCGCAGCACCAGGGCAGGAACACUCUGGCCGCCCCCCGCGUGCUGCUCCGCUCUAACAGCGACAACAACCUGAACGUCAACAAGCUCCCGCCGGACCGCUCGCGCUCACCCUCACCCCUGCGCAGCCUCUUGCCCCGCCACCCCCAGCAGAUGCAGAACAGCCCUAAUGGCACAGUGAAUACCAUGGCCCGGGGGGGACGCUCACCCCGAAGCCGUUCCCCUUCCCUGGGACGGCUAGGGGAGGGAGAUACCCGGAGACAGACCCCCCAGCGCCACAGCAGGGACGCCUACUCCGGUAUGGACACCCCAGGGUCCAAACGCAAGCUGUAUAGUGCUGUGCCAGGACGACACUACGUGGUGGUGAAGUCUUACCAACCACAGGCAGAGGGGGAAAUCGCUUUAUACAAGAAUGACAGAGUCAAAGUUCUCAGUAUUGGAGAAGGAGGAUUCUGGGAAGGCAGCGCUCGAGGGAAUGUAGGCUGGUUCCCAGCGGAAUGUGUGGAAGAGAUCCCAAGCAAACCCGAGGACAGGCCCUAUGCUCGGGCGGACCGGUCAGAGAGGCGAAAGCUCUUUCGACACUACACUGUGGGAUCUUAUGACAGUUUUGAUGCAUCAAGCGACUGCGUUAUCAACGAAAAGACGGUCGUGCUGCAGAAGAAGGAUAACGAGGGAUUCGGUUUCGUGCUGCGAGGGGCUAAAGCUGAUACACCCAUUGAGGAGUUCACACCCACUCCGGCCUUCCCUGCUUUGCAGUAUUUGGAGUCCGUGGAUGAGGGUGGGGUGGCAUGGAAAGCUGGUCUAAGGACGGGAGACUUCCUCAUAGAGGUGAACCAGGAUAAUGUUGUCAAAGUGGGCCACAAACAAGUAGUCAACAUGAUCCGUCAUGGCGGCAACCACUUAAUCAUCAAGGUUGUGACAGUCAGUCGAAAUCUGGACCCUGACGACACAGCUCGAAAGAAAGCGCCUCCGCCACCACGGAGGGCUCCCUCCACAGCCCUGUCCAUGCGUUCAAAAUCUAUGACCUCAGAGCUAGAAGACCUAGAUAAAGUGGAUGAAGUCGUGCCCCCUCAGAAGCCCACGUGGGACAACUCAAACGCCGACGUGAGGGUUGCGACGAUCAAACCACGUCCGAAUAGCAAGUGUUUUGCCGUCAGCCCUGAAAUGAAUUCUCUCUGCAAUAGUCAGGAUACAGCAGUAGACUCGCCGCUCCCGCCAAGUAGUCUUAGAGGUCCCUACCUGGGUGUACCAAAGGGAACUAUACGACGGCAAACAUCUAUAGGAGUAACCGAAGAAGAGAAGCAGUUCCUCACUCCUCCAAUGUUGAAAUUUACAAGAAGCCUUUCAAUGCCUGACACAUCCGAAGACAUUCCACCCCCACCAGCCAUCUCUCCUCCAUCUCCACCUCAUAAUAAUGCUCCCGUCCCAGCCGGUCGAGGAUACGGCACCAUCAGACCAGGCUUUACUUCUCAGAGUCCUAAUGCAAACAGCACAGCCCCUGACAGAGGUGAGGGGGCUGGGUGGAGAGAUCAGGGCACGUAUUACAGAGACAAUCCCGAACAGUACGAAUCUGAAGGGUACAACCACAGUCCAACAGCCCAGCAGAGUCUUCACAUGCGUCGUGCCCAUAUCCCGGAGAACCCUUACUCGGAUGUGGGAAAGAUAGGUCAGGCCGGACUGUUUGUACCCAACAAGCCUGCCAGAAGGAAGGGCAUGCUUGUGAAACAGUCCAACGUGGAGGACAGUCCUGAGAAGACGUGCUCCAUACCGAUUCCAACCAUAAUAAUUAAAGAGCCAUCCACCAGCAGCAGUGGGAAGAGCAGCCAGGGAAGCAGUAUGGAAAUUGAGACAACCACGCCGGACCACCCGGGACAACUGCGUCCUGAAGACGGUCCAGGUAGUCCCUUUGCAGCUGCAAUCGCCGGUGCAGUCAGAGACAGGGAGAAGAGGCUUGAUGCUCAUCGAAACUCCCCGUCUUUCAAGUCCACAGAUGCAGGUGACGAGGACGUGGCACCUACACCGGCCCCACGUCUCCGACACUCAAAGUCUAUCGAUGAGGGCAUGUUUAGCAGUGAUGAGCGGCUACGUAGGCUCAUGGCACCUCCCUCGUCCCUGCUUAGCAUUCCCAGAGGCGGUGGCAAUGUGACGGACUUCAACAGCCCUGAGCCUACCAUGGUACGGGAGCUAUUGAACACACGCACAGGACACAGCCCAAUCAGUCUGCCUGCUCACAAGACCUACAGCUCAGGAAGUGGAAAUUACGUUCACCCGGUCACAGGCAAACCGCUAGAUCCCAAUUCGCCAUUAGCUUUAGCAUUAGCUGCCAGAGACAGAGCCAUGAGGGAGCAAUCACAGCCUCUUCCGCUAAAGAGCGACCUAUCCAAACUCGAUCUCAAUAAACCGCUUUUCAUCGACACUAAGCUUAGACCAAAUGUGGAAGUUGGCUUCUCAAGAACCGCCACCAUGGGACGACCCCGCGGGGGCCUGCGCAGACAGAUGACGGAGUCCAAAUACGAGACGGAAUCCAAGUACCAGCUCGAUCUGGGCAAGCCUGAGAAGAGGCCGGAGGAGAAGAAAAACAUGCUGAUCGACAUUGUGGAUACCUCGCAGCAGAAGUCAGCUGGUCUGUUGAUGGUACACACCACAGAUGGGGUAAAAUCAGAGGAUAACAGCUUGUCUGAGGGCGACAGGGAUGAGGCAGUGAGUCCCGACAACACCCCCGGGGAGCUUCGCGACCCCAACCAGCCAGCUCCCGCCAACCCCCCUCCUCCCAAGCCGCUGUCAGCUGCUCCGCAUGGCAAGACCAUCAUAACUGUUAGCUCAGUGGAUGAGCCUGUCAAGCUUCCCUUCGGCAUUCCUCCACCGCCCUUGGCCUCUGUUGACAUCGAUGAGGAGUUUGUGUUUGCUGAACCCCUGCCACCCCCACUGGAGUUCGCCAACAGUUUCGACAUUCCCGAAGACCAGGCGGGGUCUAUAGCUGAGCUUCUGAAACAGAAAGCAAAUGGCACAAAAGGGCCUUCACUCGCUCCAUACUAUCCCACUUUAGGUUCAGAAAUCAAAAGACCAACGGUCCUUACAAACUGCACGCCUCCCAGUUUCCCUCCUGGGCCGUUAGAGCCCUACGAACAAAUCACUGACUCGGGCAUCGAGGUUGACAGCCGGAGCAGCGGCGACCCUCAGCUGGAGACCACCAGCACCAUCUCCACUGUGUCCAGCAUCUCCACCUUGUCUUCUGAAGGAGGUGAGACCCUAGACACUUGCACCGUCUAUGCAGAUGGACAAGCCUUUCUGGUGGACAGGGCUCAGAUCCUGUCCAAACCAAAACCCAAACCUGCCAUCAAGAGCAAUGCACUUUACAAGGACGCUUUGCCCGAGGAGAACGUCAGCUCUUUCAGACUUCCCUCCUCAGUCCCACCUCCGUCCCCUGGAAGUAUUCCGCCGGAACCCUUGAAAACUCCAACGCAACGAACCUCAAAACUAUGGGGCGACCCUCCAGAGAUGAAAGGCCCCCAUGGCCCUGAAGCCAAGUCCCCUGGAAUGGGGGAGAUGAAUUCAGUUCUGCAGCAUGUGAACAAGGACCAAGCACCAAAGCCAGGGGAAGCAUUAGACUCUCCGACAGGAACCAGGACUCACUUUGGAAUGAGAAAUCAGGAUGGUGUAUCACUCAUCUCAGGUACACAGCAGAACAACACCAUUACCUUCACUGCCCAGCCUGGCCCCAAUGUGCCUGCCCCGUCGCUGUGCCAUCAGGCCGAGAGCCUGCCUCCCCAUCAGCGCUCCCCAAGCCCGAUCAUGUCCCCUCCGGACUCCGGCCUCAGUUGUGCCUCUUCCCUCCCGACCUCGGUCACUUCCCCAACUAUGACGGACGUCUUUGGUCUACCUACGCCACCCCUCAGCCUGGGCACAGGGCGUAGCCGCUCGCCUUCUCCGCUCACCCUCAUCCAAGCCGCCUCGAAUAAGCCCUUCGCCACCAAACCCGUCCUCAUGUGGAGCAAGCAGGAUGUGGCCGACUGGCUGGAGAGCCUAAACCUGGGCGAGCACAGGGACGCCUUUAUGGACAACGACAUCGAGGGCAGCCACCUGCCCAACCUGCAAAAGGAGGAUCUGAUCGAUUUGGGCGUUACGCGCGUGGGCCACAGAAUGAACAUUGAACGGGCGCUAAAAGUACUCUUGGAUAGAUGAGACUGGGUGAGACAUCCUUACCUGGACUCGGCGCUUCUUGUUCAUAAGCUUUGUUUUCCUCUUCCCUUAUUUUGGUUCAAUUAUUUUGAAACUUUGUUGUCCUAUCAUGCUUUUCGGUGGAUUUUAGGAACUCUUACAUCCUGAAGAAACUCAAGCGUUCGAAUAUCCGCGCAAGCACAAGCGGUUCCCUACGUUUCUGUUCCAAGAGCUCCAGCACCAGAAAGGACAUUGAAGCCAACACACUGUAUGGAAUCUACAAAUAUGAGCUGACUGUCCUUUGGCUUUUCAGGACUUUGGCCUCCUUUGAAUGCACUGAAACCAGCAGAGCUGGGAAUCCAUUUUCUAUCUUUGCUAAGACAAUUCUACAGAGAAUAUUUCUUCAGGAAAAAAGGGAACCUUUGUCUAUGUAUAAGCUGCCUAUGAAAUAUCUUGCUUUUUCUCCUACACCUUUGACCGGGAGGUACACGAAUCUCUGAGACGCGAUUGGCGGGCAUUCAGAUGUCCCUCAGUUCCAGGAAUGGGUCGCUUGAAACACAAAGGUCAAUACUCCCUACGUGCGAACAAACGUAACAGUAGCAAGCAGCAGGUCUCUCCACCAUCUUUAAUCUUUUGAGUCUUUGAAUACGCUAACAUUAGGUUGUUUGUCUGAACGAUCGAAAUUUUCCUUGGGUCUUUUUGAAUUGUGGUUUACUAUUAGGUGUCUUCCAUAUGGUAAGGAGGUCUAGGUAUUCCCACCGACAUUUUAUUUGUACCUUCGAUCAACGCUCGAUUGCGCUGCUCGGUGUUGCCAGUCACUAUUAUUUUCCAGCUAUUAUUUUUAUAAUGGAACUACAUCAACGUCUUCACGGGAGCACGCAAGAGUUUUGCUUUUUUAACAGAAGUAUCGAGGUUUUAUUGAAAAAAAGUGACUUGUUUUGUUAACCGGUUCAUCUUUGAGUUGAACGCUGACACAAUCACUUUAAAUUGGCCAGUAUGUAUCUGAGUUUUGCUUUAAAUGUGACACCUUCUUAAUGAGUUGAAUCAUUUUAUUUAUCUAUGAAUUUAUUUAUUGCGUAACUAUAACUCGCUAGAUCGGAUUGUUGGAUGGCAUAAAGAAUCGUGUAGAGCGCUACAGGAAACCUCCUUAAUCUAUACAUAUCAAUGUCGUCAAUUGUAACUGAUACAGGAUGUGACUUCAUAUCUGUAAAUGGUUGAGUAAUAUUAGGUUUAAAAUUUGAUUUCUUCUGGAUUUUCUUUAGUUCCCUCAACAAACAUCAAGUGGGUUAACAAAGCAAACACUCACUUAACUAGUUCCAAAUCAAAGUGCUUUAAGUCAAUUUUGUUUGUUCUGCAGUCCGUCUGAUCGAAGUGGGAAAGGUUUUUUGCUUUCAAAUGACGUUUUUUUUUAUUUCAUCUAUGUAACUGCAACGUGUGCCUAUCUGUGUUACAAUUUGACACACCACAACAUUUUCAGAUCAUCUCAAAGUUAAUCAGAAUAUUAAUUUUCCCAUUCUCAAAGAUUUUCUAAAAUCAUUGGACUCUAGAUAAAAUCCCACAGCUGUUUAAAUAUUCCAUAGGUAUGGAAUACGACUGGAGGUACAUUUUCAUAUUUGUGAUAAAUGUUGAACCAUAUUUUAUCAGACACAAAGAGACAGCCAGCAGUACACAUUUCACCUUCAGUAUAAAGUUUGAAGCACUGUGGGUAAUGGCCGAACUGAGGAGAAACCGAUACGUGUUGAGAAUGCCUGUGAAUGAAACAAGUAUGCAGUGAAGAGAUUCAGAAAUAAAAAUUAUAUAUAUAUAUAUAUAUAUAAAAAUAUAUAUAUGUUUGCUUUUCUCUCGACCUUAGAGAAUUUAGUUAUCAUCUCUAUAUAACUUAUUUUAGGAAACAGCACAGUAUUUUAAAGAUUUAUAGAAAUAUUUAUGAAAUUUUUAUGACAUUUAACUCUGAUAUGUGGUGUGCCAAAAAUCUAUGUGGUAUCAGUUAAAAAGCAAUACACAAAAACUUAAAGAACACUGUUUGGUCCUUCUUUGCCAGUAUUCCACAGUACAGUAUAUAAUAUAAUGAAAAGAAAUCUACAUAUACAUAGGUCUCAGUGAAUUAGAAGAUAUGAAAAUAAUGAGGUUAUGGCUGUCACCUGCUUCUUUUAGACAAUGUAAUUAAAGAAUUUCAAAUGUAGAUUUGUGUGGUGUGUGUACUUGACGAUUUCAACGAGAACGUAUUUUCAGGCCACUUACACCAUAUGAUGUCUGCGAACAUUUCCACCAGAAAUAAACAAAUGCCAUGGCACUGAAUUGUGUGUAAACAGAAUUCUGAAGUGAAAAUGCAUUUUCUAUACGUUUUCAGAAGGUCCUGUCUAAUUUGAGUUGGACUAUGAUUUUUCAUUAGUUGUCUCUCACACACUUCCUGUGAGGAAUGCAUUCACUUGAUCUAUGUUGCUGUAAUUUUGUGCUCAAAAUAGAAUUCGUGAUUAAAAUCAAAGAGAGAAGUUUUGUGACUGCACUUUCCUCAAACCCCUCAAUACGUAUGUAUGGACAAAACCAAAUUUACGGGAAUAAAUAAAUACAAUUGCACAAUCUGUUGUUGAACUCAUGUAGCUCAUUUUCCUUCCAUGU